AUACAUUGGUCGCAUUGAACUAGCUGGAAUUAACCAACAACACAACGCAAACACGCCACACAAGCUGCUUCCAAGGAAAUCUAGAGACAUUUCCAGUACUAUACCUGGCAGCUAAUACAUCGAGAAAUGUCCAUCGCUAUCAUUGUCCACGGAGGACAUUUCCGCAAAGUCACUGGGAAAAAAGAUGACCCGGGCCGCCUAUCUGGCUCGAUCCGUCGCGAAGGAGGGAUCAAGGAGAUCUGCUAUGUCGUGAUUAAAGAGAAAUAGACAUUUUCUCAAGUCUCCCAGCAUCGGCACGCUGGGGGGACUUACUGUCGCAAUGCAGUUCGCUUUACCUCCGCGGAAGAGCCCUCAUGCUCAUCCUUACCCUCGUUCAUCCCGUCUGUCGUUCCAGCGCCGUAGACAACUGAAGGCUGCCGCAGUGCUAGGCUUCGCCUUGCUUUCCAUCCUUUUCCUCGCCUCACACUUCUUCUCAUCUUCGGAUACGGAAUCUGCUGCGAUCCUCUCCAGCGCUCCAGAGGUGGUGCUGGUCACCGUGUUUGACCGUGACGUCUUGAGCAAGAGCUAUAUCGAGAAAGUCAAGAAGAACCGCGAAUACUAUGCUGCGCGACACGGCUACGCGAAUUUUUUUGCGAACGUUUCGGACUACGAAUAUGCUUUGAACAACGCCCCUCGAAGCUGGGCUGUUGUCCCUGCGGUCCGCCAUGCCAUGACACAGCACCCUCAUUCGGCAUACUUCUUCCAUCUGAGCCCCCAUAGCCUAAUCAUGAACCCGAGCGUCUCCAUGAAAUCCCUUGUCACGGAUUCUAAGCGUCUUGAGUCUCUUAUGAUCAAGGAUAUCCCUGUGGUUCCUCCGGACAGUGUGAUCAGGACAUUUUCUCAUUUGCAGGGUCAGGAUGUCGACUUGAUUCUCACACAGGACAAGGAAGAUUUGAGCUCUGGCAGCUUCAUUAUCAGACAGGGUACCUGGGGGAAAUAUUUCUUGGAUGUCUGGUUCGACCCUCUGUAUCGCAAUUAUAAUUUCGCAAAGGCCGAGAUUCAUGCUCUGGACCACAUCGUGCAAUGGCACCCGACUAUCCUAGCGAAACUGGCCCUCGUUCCGCAACGUAUCAUAAACGCUUACAGCAGAGAUUCCAACGGAGCAACAACCGAUGGUACAUAUAAGGAGGGCGACUUCCUGAUUCGUGCAAUGGGCUGUGAUACGGAAGUGAAACGCAACUGUGAGCAGGAGCUGGAACCUUACUACAGCCAAUGGCAGAGAUCGAUUUCCCAUUAGGCAAUUUAACAACAUUUUACGGUACGAUGUCAACGUGGGGACGUAAUGAACAGAAUUAUUAUCAUCGACGAAUGUGCAUUUUCUUUUCUUAUUUUCGCACCGAGAAGAGGAGGGUCUCCGCCAUGUGCAUUUGAUCUGGUUUUAUUAGGGUGCCUGAGGGAUCUCAAUAUGUAUUGUUUUUGAACCUUUCUGGUUCAUGUACUUGUUCUUUUAACCAUUUAGACGUUUUUCACCUAAAUAAAAUAAUACAGAGAGAA
Paecilomyces variotii is the source of this 1533-nucleotide messenger RNA. RefSeq names its product putative alpha-1,6-mannosyltransferase subunit. The transcript has 3 exons. Gene Ontology annotation, molecular function: alpha-1,6-mannosyltransferase activity. The record is from RefSeq and is a predicted model, not a curated record. Bases 320 to 1276 code for a protein of 318 amino acids. Gene Ontology annotation, cellular component: Golgi membrane; mannan polymerase complex. Gene Ontology annotation, biological process: protein N-linked glycosylation. NCBI's taxonomy places the organism in Eukaryota, Fungi, Ascomycota, Eurotiomycetes, Eurotiales, Thermoascaceae.